GUUCCUCAACUUUGCGCGCCCAAUACACAAAACACAGCUCACUCAACUCCCCUCAAAACCCUUUUCUUCGUCUCUCUUCAUUUUCGCCGGUAAUCAAAUUUCCGGCACAAUUUCACUGCAAGUAGAAAAUAUACUCUUAAUCAGAGAAACCCUUUAAAAUUUGCAGCACAAAAAAGUAGAAAAAUGAGCACAGUAGACAAGAUGUUGAUCAAAGGAAUUCGGAGUUUCGACCCGGAAAACAAAAACGUCGUCACUUUCUUUAAACCCUUAACCUUAAUUGUCGGCUCCAAUGGUGCCGGAAAAACUACCAUAAUUGAGUGCUUGAAGCUUGCAUGCACUGGGGAGUUGCCUCCCAAUGCUAGGUCUGGUCAGAGCUUCAUUCAUGAUCCCAAGGUGGCAGGGGAAACAGAGACGAAAGCGCAGAUUAAGCUUCGUUUUAAGACAGCUGCAGGGAAAGAUGUUGUGUGUAUAAGGUCCUUCCAGCUAACACAAAAGGCAUCAAAGAUGGAAUAUAAAGCUAUUGAAAGUGUACUACAGACUAUAAAUCCUAAUACUGGGGAGAAAGUUUGUCUGAGUUAUAGAUGUGCGGAUAUGGAUCGAGAAAUUCCCGCGUUGAUGGGUGUUUCUAAGGCUAUUCUUGAAAAUGUGAUAUUUGUGCACCAAGAUGAGGCCAACUGGCCAUUGCAAGAUUCCUCCACUCUGAAGAAAAAAUUUGAUGACAUUUUCUCCGCAACCCGGUACACUAAGGCAUUAGAGGUUAUCAAAAAGCUCCAUAAGGAGCAGGCCCAAGAAAUCAAGACAUACAAGCUAAAGUUAGAGCAUCUGCAAACAUUGAAAGAUUCUGCUUAUAAGCUUCGAGAAAGCAUUGCUCAAGACCAGGAAAAAACAAAAUCCUUGGAAGUUCAAAAGCAAAAUUUGAAUAAAGAAAUUGAAGAGAUUACUGCUGAGAAAGAUUGUACUGAAACCAAGCUAAAGAAUCUGCGUAAGUUACAGGUCCAGAUAACUGAAAAGCGUGCCACAAGAAGUGCUUCAUUCAGAGAGCAGGAACAAAGGCAUCAAGAUCUCAAUCAAGAUUGUGAAGACACUGAUGAAGAAUUGAAAGAGUGGGCGGAAAAGUUUAAAGAGAGGAUUUCUCAGCAGGACUUGCUAAUUAGCAGGCUGGAAAGAGAAGGAGCUGACCUAGAAGAAAGAAGCAAAAAUCUUAACAAUACAAUAAAUCAGAAUAUCAAAGAGAUCAGCAAGCUUCAGAGUGAAGCAGAUGUUCAUGCUUCAUUGAAGAGGGACAGAGACUCCAUGAUCCAAGAGCUCUUUUCUACGCAUAAUUUAGGCUCCCUGGCAAAUGGCCCUUUCAGUGAUGAAACAGCUAUGAGGUGUACUAAUCGUCUAGAGAAGAAAAUUCUGGACCUGGAGAAGGAUUUACAGGAGAAAAAGAAUUCAAAUGAAAUAGAAAUUAAGGCUGCACGGGACUCCUAUGAGAAUGCUGAUAACCAUCUUAAGGAUCUUCAAGCUAAAAUACGAGCGAAAGUGGACACAAAGAAUAGAAUUUCCAAACAAAUUCAAGAGAAAGAGAAAGAUCGCGAGUCAUAUGAAGCUCAGAUAUCUAAUGUUGAUAUGUCUCGCUUAGAUGAAAAAGAAAGGAAUGCGUGUCUUGAGGUUCAGAGGAAGGAAAAACAACUUGCUGAAACAGAUUUUGAAUUAAUUAUAAGCCAAAAGCAAUUUGAAUCGGUUAACAUAGACAACAAGAUCAAAUCUUUGAAUCGAGAAAGAGAUGUCUUGUCUAGUGAUUCUGAGAAUAGAAUAAAAUUGGCAGUGAAGAAAACAGAGUUGGAAAAUCAAAAGAAAAAGUUGAAUAAAAUAAUGGAUGAGCACAAGGAUAAGAUUAGAGGAGUGCUAAAAGGGAGACUCCCACAUUUGAAGGACUUGAAGAAUGAAAUUUUCCAAUUGUUAAGCUUUACAAGCAACGAGCUUAAAGACCUUAGCCUCAAGUCCCGUGAAGCUGAAAAGGAAGUUGACAAGUUACAUUUGAAGAUCCAGGAAGUUAAUGAUAAUUCAAUCAAAAUGCGAAAAGAUAUGGACUCUAGGAAGAGGGUCAUUGAGUCAACACUUCAAUCACUGGAUCAGCAGUAUUUUGGAGUUGAAUCCUAUCUUCAAGCCUUGAAUAGGGCCAAAGAGAAAAGAGAUGACCUGAAAAGUAAAUGUAGCGUGGCAGAUGGUAUGCGCCAAAUGUUUGAACCUUUUCUACAGAUUGCUCGAAGCGAACAUAUUUGCCCUGUCUGUGAACGCCCUUUUUCUGCUGAAGAGGAGGAUGAGUUUGUCCAGAAGCAAAGAGCCGUAGUUUCUGAUUCUGCACAGCGUAUGAAAGCAGUGGGCACAGAGUCUGCAAAUAUUGAUUCCAUUUUCAAGCAGUUGGACAACCUCCGUGUGGUGUAUGAAGAGUAUAUUAAAAUUAGUAAAGAGACAAUACCUCAAGCAGAGGCAAAAUCAUCUGAAUUAAAUAAAGAAUUGGAUCAGAAGACACAAGCACUUGAUGAUAUUUUAGGUGUAGUUGCCCAAGUACAGGCUGACAAGGAUUCAAUUGAGUCCUUGAUGCCGCAUGCGGAAACAGCAAACAGGCAUUUCCUAGAGAUACAAUCCUUGCAAAAACAACUGGAUGAUUUGGAGGGCAUGCUUGAUUAUAGAGGGGCCAUUGCUAGAUCAAUUGAGGAAAUAAAGUCAGAGCUUGAUAAUCUACAAAACACGAAGGAUAUUAUUCAAGAUGAUAUAGAGAAGUUAAGAGAGGAAAAAAAGAACAUCCUGGAAGAUAUAGCUACUGCUAACUUACGGAUGUAUGCAAGUAGAGAGGAGAAACUGAAAGCUGUUCCUGUACUAGAAAAUCUUAAGAAGGUGGAGGAUGAGCUUGAACGUUUGAUGGAGGAGAGAAGUUUAUUUGAGCUUGAGGAGAAGCAACUUGCAGAAGCCAUCAAACCUUUAACCAUAGAAACAAAGAAACUGUCAGAUGAUCAUGAUGCUCUUAAAAAAGGACUUAAUUGCGAACUCGAGCAGCAUGCUGAACUAACAAGAAAUAAGCGGCAGGAAGUCCGAGACCUCCUCAAACUCAACUCCAAGAUCAAAGAGUAUGAUGAGAUAAAAAAAGUAGAGCGCUUAAAGGAGCUCCAAAUAAGAAAUUCACAGUCAGAAUCACAGCUUCAGAACGGUAAUCAAAGGAAGAAGAAUAUAUCUGUUGAACUGAAAAGCGCCGAGGAAACCAAGCAGAGCGAAGAGUUACUGAGACGUAAUAUUGAUGACAACAUUAUGUAUAGGAAAGUAAAAGCUAGAGUAGAUGAGCUGACUCGUGAGCUUGAGUUACUGGAACAGAGACAAGUACAGAUUGGUAGUGAGAAAACAAUCGAGUCUGAUCUAUUAAAAUUAAAUCAAGAAAGAGAGAGGCUUCUGUCAGAGUUGAAUAAAAUUCAUGGAACAAUGUCAGUGUAUGAGAGUAAUAUCUCAAAAAGUAAGAUUGAUCUCAAACAGCCACAGUACAAGGAUAUAGACAAACGCCACUUCGACCAACUAAUCCAGCUCAAGACUACAGAAAUGGCAAAUAAAGAUCUUGAUCGAUACUAUAAUGCUCUUGACAAGGCACUCAUGCGUUUCCACACUAUGAAAAUGGAAGAAAUAAAUAAAAUCAUUCGGGAACUCUGGCAGCAAACAUACAGAGGUCAAGACAUUGAUUACAUAUACAUACAUUCGGAUUCUGAAGGUGUUGGAACUAGAUCUUACAGUUAUAAGGUGCUCAUGCAGACGGGUGAUGCAGAACUGGAAAUGCGAGGAAGGUGCAGUGCUGGCCAGAAGGUUCUUGCUUCACUUAUUAUAAGGUUGGCCCUAGCAGAAACUUUCUGCCUGAAUUGUGGUAUUUUAGCACUUGAUGAGCCAACAACAAACUUGGAUGGCCCAAAUUCUGAGAGUUUGGCUGCUGCUCUUCUUAGAAUCAUGGAGGACAGGAAAGGCCAGGAAAAUUUUCAGCUGAUUGUGAUUACUCAUGAUGAGCGAUUUGCUCAACUAAUUGGACAACGGCAGCAUGCGGAGAAAUAUUACCGAGUUUACAAAGAUGAGCAUCAACAUAGCAUAAUUACUGCUCAAGAGAUCUUUGAUUGAAGUUCCUCAAGAUGGUCAUCCUCAACUCACUCAUUCAACAUAGCAUAAUUACUGCUCAAGAGAUCUUUGAUUGAAGUUCCUCAAGAUGGUCAUCCUCAACUCACUCAUGUUUGUCACUUGUACUGAAUCUUCAUAUUGCUCAGUUUGGGUUGUACAGAUAUUAGAAAAUGAGAGGAAUAUGUGUUAGCACGCAUUGAGACUAGUUCUUCCGAAAGAAUGUUGUUCUGUAAGAUCUGCACAAGUUUUACUGUACAGUAGUGUGGUUAGUUUGAAGCUAUUCUUGAUAAUCUGAGUUAAUCCAUGUUCACUACUUUUCUUA
This is a messenger RNA of Beta vulgaris subsp. vulgaris (sugar beet), 4453 nucleotides long. Its product is annotated as DNA repair protein RAD50. The coding region runs from base 184 to 4134 and encodes 1316 amino acids. NCBI's taxonomy places the organism in Eukaryota, Viridiplantae, Streptophyta, Magnoliopsida, Caryophyllales, Amaranthaceae. Gene Ontology annotation, biological process: telomere maintenance via recombination; telomere maintenance via telomerase; chromosome organization involved in meiotic cell cycle. Gene Ontology annotation, cellular component: nucleus; Mre11 complex; condensed nuclear chromosome. The transcript is spliced from 28 exons. The record is from RefSeq and is a predicted model, not a curated record. Gene Ontology annotation, molecular function: G-quadruplex DNA binding; double-stranded telomeric DNA binding; single-stranded telomeric DNA binding.